CCCAUUCGAAAUUUCUUGUUUUGCAAUCUAAUGCGGGAUUCUUGAUAUGGGAUUGUAAAUCAUCUUUUUUUCACUAUGGCAGAACAAUCAAUUGGAAUUCAUUUUCCAGAGCCCUACUUGAAGAAAGACGGAACAUUCACUCAGGGAGUGAAUUUCGCAGUUGCUGGUGCUACAGCCUUGCCUUCAGAAGUGCUGGCCAAAAAAGGGGUUCUAAGCCCAUCUACCAAAUCUUCCCUCAGUAGACAACUUGAGUGGAUGUCUGCGCAUUUCAAUACCCCCUGUUCCUCUCCCCAAGAAUGUUCUAAAAAGCUCAAGAAAUCCCUUUUCAUGGUUGGGGAGAUUCAAGGGAAUGACUAUAACCAUCCCUUCUUUCAAGGAAAAACCUUUGAGGAGGUCAAGGCCUUUAUGCCUGAGGUUAUCCACGCUAUCAAAGAUGAUGUUACUAGGGUCAUUGUUCAUGGUGCUUCUUGGGUAGUUGUCCCUAGAAACUUUCCAAUAAGUUGUUUACGGAGCUGCCUUACACUUUUUCAGACCAAUAACACUUCUGCGUACAACAAAUACCAUUGUCUUAAGUACUUGAAUGAAUUAUCAAUGGAUCACAAUAAGUACCUUCAACAAGCCAUUGAACAACUUAGAGUAGAACACCCUAAUGUGAUUUUGGUAUAUGGCGACUACAAUGCAGCAUUCAUAUGGCUUCUUGACAAUGCUGCAUAAUUUGAUGAGUUUUCUCUUCAUAACUAAAUUCAAAAUUUUUCU
Molecule: messenger RNA, 756 nt
Organism: Rubroshorea leprosula
Lineage: Eukaryota; Viridiplantae; Streptophyta; Magnoliopsida; Malvales; Dipterocarpaceae
Source: the annotation of a GenBank genome assembly